AUGGCAACAGUCAGGAUUCAAGAAGGACUGGUCCGUGGUGCCGUCGACGUCAGCUGCUAUGGCGUUAAUUUCUUGGCCUUCAAAGGGAUUCCGUACGCGGAACCUCCUGUGGGGUUCAGAAGAUUCCAGGACUCGGUGCCAGUCGGGCCUUGGAAUGGAAUUCUGGAAGCAAGUGGUCACGCCGGAAAGUGUGGCCAAAUAAACUGGUUCACCAGAAAAAUCGAGGGUGGAGACGACUGCCUGUACCUGAACGUUUACACCCGGGGCUUGGCUGCAAAGAAGCCCGUGAUGGUGGUCAUCCACGGUGGGAACUUUUCCUUCGGCUCAGGAGAUGACAACAUACAGGGUCCUGAUUUCUUGGUGGAGGAUCUGGUCCUGGUGACGAUCAACUACCGCGUGGGGAUCCUAGGGUUCCUGAAUCUUGAAGACGAAGCAGCGCCGGGGAACCAAGGGCUCAAGGACCAGGUCCUGGCUCUCAAGUGGGUGAAACGGAACAUCUCCAGCUUUGGUGGAGAUCCGGACAAUGUCACGAUCCUCGGGUACAGCGCAGGUAGUGCUGCAGUUCACUACCUGGCGCUUUCACCCCUGGCAGAGGGGCUAUUCCACAAGGCGAUCCUUCAAAGUGGGGUUGCAAGCACCCCCUGGGCCAGUGUUCCCGCCGAAAGCAUGAAGGAAUCUGCGGUGAAGGUUGCUAAUCUCCUGGGACACCAGUCCAAGGACUUGGUCCAGGUGCUGGAGUUCCUGAAAACGGUUCAGGUGAAAGAUCUCUUGAAAGCGGCGGGGUCUCUUUUCACCUGGAAAGUCAGCGUCAACACCUUCGGCCCUUCCGUGGACUCCCGGGCCAAGACUCCGUUCCUGACGAUUCCUGUUGAUGAAGCUGUCAAGCAGGGGAUCAAAGUUCCCUGCAUCCUGGGAGCAACCAGUCACGAAGCGAUCAUGCAGCUGUCUGUUCUGACUGAGGACAAUUUGGCGUUGAUGAAUCAACACCAGCACCUGCUGUACCAUCCAGCAACCAGGCGCUUCCUGGAGCAGCAGAAUAUCUCAUUGGAUGUCGUCCGGAACUUCUUCAUGAACGGCAAGGACGUCUCCAGGAAGAACAUUGAGAAUGUCAUCGACCUGAUGAGCUUCCUGCAUUUCUUAGGAAAUAUUCACCAUAUCUUGGAGGUCCAACAGCAGACUGGUGUUCCAAGCUACUUCUUCAAGUUCAGCUACUUCUCGGAGGACUCAGCGAUGGUGCAAAAGAUUAUGCGGACGGACUUGAAAGGAGUCGCCCAUUGCGAGGAGGUUGGCUACCUGUUCAACAUGAAUGCAUUCAAGAAGAUUGGGAUCUGCCCGCCCAAGAAGGGGACAGUCGAAUGGGAUGUUCAUCGGAGAUUCGUGGAAUUUUGGACUGCUUUCGCUAGAACUGGAAAUCCUAACCCUACAACCUCGAACGUGAUAAACCAACCCUGGCUACCCGUCGAUGGCCACAAAAAUGGGUUCACCUGCCUUCAGAUGUCUUCCACCCUCAACAGCACCCUAGAACCAAACUUGCUGACUCAAUUUCGGAGCAUGUCACCCUCGAAAGAAUUUAAAUAA
Molecule: messenger RNA, 1578 nt
Organism: Pieris macdunnoughi
Lineage: Eukaryota; Metazoa; Arthropoda; Insecta; Lepidoptera; Pieridae
Source: the annotation of a GenBank genome assembly